Molecule: messenger RNA, 1953 nt
Organism: Lactuca virosa
Lineage: Eukaryota; Viridiplantae; Streptophyta; Magnoliopsida; Asterales; Asteraceae
Source: the annotation of a GenBank genome assembly
AAAAAAAUCUACUUAUAAUAUUGGGUGCAUCAAGGUAACUGGAAAGUAGUGGCUGAGGCGGACUGGCGGAGUACACUCACCGACUCACUUGGCCCAUUUCCUUCAACCAUGAAAACCACCACCACCGAACCCUUUAUUGACCUCGAGCAUUCACCAAACCACCACACUACGCUACUAAACCACCCCGAACUACAACAAGGCGCUGUGAGAAAACAGUCGUUCGUCAGGGUUCUCUCCAGUAUCACUUUGGUCUCUCUGUUCUUUGUUUUAGCUUUUGUACUCAUCGUCCUGAACCAACAAAAUUCCACCAACACCACCGCUGCUAAUUCAUCCCCGCCGGAGGAUAAAUCUUCCCGACGAUACUCUCAGUCCGCUCGCCUGACAUGGGAAAGAACAGCUUACCAUUUUCAGCCACAAAAAAAUUUCAUCUACGAUCCCAAUGGGCCGUUAUUUUACAUGGGUUGGUACCAUCUUUUUUAUCAAUACAAUCCGUACGCUCCAAUAUGGGGCAAUAUGUCAUGGGGUCACGCCGUGACCAAAGACAUGAUCAACUGGUUCGAGCUUCCCGUUGCCUUGACCCCAACCGAAUGGUAUGAUUUCGAGGGAGUCCUAUCUGGGUCCACCACUGCCCUCCCCAACGGUCAAAUCUUUGCAUUGUACACAGGAAAUGCAAACGAUUUCUCGCAACUACAAUGUAAAGCUGUUCCUGUAGACAAAUCUGACCCACUCCUUGUAGAGUGGGUCAAAUACGAGAAUAACCCAAUCCUAUACACUCCAUCAGGGAUUGGGUUAAAAGACUAUCGAGACCCGUCCACAGUCUGGACGGGUCCCGAUGGAAAACAUAGGAUGAUUAUGGGCACUAAGAUUAAUCGUACUGGACUUGUACUUGUUUACCAUACAACCGAUUUCGUAAACUAUGUGAUGUUGGACGAGCCGUUACAUUCGGUUCCCAAUACUGAUAUGUGGGAAUGUGUUGACUUUUAUCCUGUGUCAACAAUAAAUGAUAGUGCGUUUGAUAUCGCGGCCUAUGGCAGCGAUAUCAAGCACGUGAUUAAAGAAAGUUGGGAGGGACAUGGGAUGGAUUGGUAUUCAAUUGGGACAUAUGAUGCAAUGAAGGAUAAGUGGACCCCGGAUAAUCCGGAAUUGGACGUGGGUAUCGGGUUACGGGUCGAUUACGGGAGGUUUUUUGCAUCGAAGAGUCUUUAUGACCCGUUGAAGAAACGGAGGGUCACCUGGGGUUAUGUUGCAGAAUCGGACAGUGCAGAUCAGGACCUUAAUAGAGGAUGGGCUACUAUUUACAAUGUUGCAAGAACUGUGGUGCUAGAUAGAAAAACCGGAACCCAUCUACUUCAUUGGCCCGUUGAGGAAAUCGAGACUUUGAGAUCCAAUGUUCGUGAAUUCAAAGAGAUUGGGCUUGAACCGGGUUCGAUCGUUCCACUUGAUAUUGGUCAGGCUACACAGUUAGACAUAGUUGCGACAUUUGAGGUGGAUCCAGAGUCAUUAAGCUUGACAAGUGACACAAACGGUGAAUAUGGUUGCACCACAAGCUCGGGUGCAACCGAUAGGGGAAUUUUGGGACCAUUUGGGAUUGUGGUUCUUGCUGACGUGGCACUUUCAGAAUUAACACCGGUUUAUUUCUACAUUGCGAAAAGUAAUGAUGGUGGUGUAUCAACACAUUUUUGUACCGAUAAGCUAAGGUCAUCACUGGAUUAUGAUGGCGAGAGAGUGGUAUAUGGGAGCACUGUCCCUGUUCUUGAUGGUGAAGAACUCACAAUGAGGUUACUGGUGGAUCAUUCGGUAGUGGAGGGAUUUGCAAUGGGAGGAAGGAUAGUAAUGACAUCAAGAGUGUAUCCCACAAAGGCAAUAUAUGAAGGAGCAAAGAUCUUCUUGUUCAACAACGCAACUGGAACAAGUGUGAAGGCAUCUCUCAAGAUCUGGCAAAUGGGUAAAUAA